AUGAGUUUUUUAUUUGGGAGCCGGUCUAACAAGACUUUUAAGCCAAAGAAGAACAUUCCUGAAGGUACGCACCAAUAUGAUCUAAUGCGACAUGCCGCGGCUACUCUGGGCUCGGGCAACUUGCGUCUCGCCGUGAUGCUGCCGGAGGGCGAAGAUCUCAACGAGUGGGUCGCUGUCAACACUGUGGAUUUUUUCAAUCAAAUCAAUAUGCUGUAUGGAACUAUAACAGAGUUUUGCACAGAGGAGUCUUGUGCUGUGAUGUCAGCAGGGCCCAAGUACGAGUACCACUGGGCGGACGGCCACACAGUCAAAAAACCCAUUAAGUGCUCUGCACCUAAAUAUAUAGACUACCUGAUGACGUGGGCUCAAGAUCAGCUCGACGAUGAGACUUUGUUUCCAUCUAAAAUAGGUGUGCCAUUUCCAAAAAAUUUUCUGUCAAUGGCAAAGACAAUCCUGAAACGACUGUUUAGGGUGUAUGCUCACAUCUACCACCAACAUUUUCCUGAAGUAGUGCAGCUCGGAGAAGAGGCUCACCUAAACACCUCUUUUAAGCAUUUUAUCUUUUUCGUUCAGGAGUUCAACCUUAUCGAGCGACGCGAGUUGGCGCCGUUACAAGAACUCAUCGAGAAACUGACUGCGAAAGAAGCGCGGUGA
Molecule: messenger RNA, 654 nt
Organism: Leptosia nina
Lineage: Eukaryota; Metazoa; Arthropoda; Insecta; Lepidoptera; Pieridae
Source: the annotation of a GenBank genome assembly